AUGGAUGUAGAUGACAAUCGGCCAGAUCCAGUGAUGCAAAGGUAUCAGCAACUCGUGAAAGAAUAUCCAACGAAGAUACGAAGCCUUAUUUGGAGGAACGUAGGCCAAGAUAGUAACAGACAUGCGGAUGCACUUGCUUUUAUAGCUUCAAUGAUUGAAGAUCCAAAAAUCGGACACAUCAUGAUUGAACGGUUAAUGCAACCCUCAGUAAACAGAGAAGAAAGGGAGUCCAAAGUGAUGAUGGUCGAAGAAGGAAUCUGGGAAGUCGAUUCCGUAUACCCACAAAGCAACGGGAAAGCGGAGGCUACUAACAAGACACUAGCAAACACAUUGAAAAAACAGUUGGAUGGUCAUCAUAAAGGAUGGUGUGAACAGAUCCCAAAUGUGGUAUGGUCCUAUAGAACCACCCGGAGAGAUGCAACCGGAAUGUCACCCUUUUGUUUGACGUAUGGAGCUGAGGCGGUGUUGCCUGUCGAAGUCAUCCUUCCAACUACGAGGAAGGAAACAUGGGAGAAAGUGCUAAAAUUCAGAUUUGAUCUUAGAAAAGUUGGAUGA
Molecule: messenger RNA, 555 nt
Organism: Papaver somniferum (opium poppy)
Lineage: Eukaryota; Viridiplantae; Streptophyta; Magnoliopsida; Ranunculales; Papaveraceae
Exons: 2
Coding region: 1-555 (184 amino acids)
Molecular function (GO): nucleic acid binding
Source: RefSeq, a predicted model, not a curated record